AAUUCUUAAGUUGUCUUUCUCAUUUUUAUUUAUAGGGAUUUCUUAAUAUUUCUACUUCUGAUUUACGGGACUUGCACUUCAAAAAGGACGAGAUUUCUCACACAUGAGAUAAUUGUAUUGAAGAUACACUGAAUGAAGAACAUAUCAGUUCAAAGAGGUAACCUUGUCUCCUUUGGUGUCUCGCUCGCUCCAUUGCCAACAUUUUACCAGAUAUACAAGAAGAAAACCUCAGAAGGGUUCCAAUCCAUCCCUUAUGUGAUUUCCCUCUUCAGUGCCAUGCUUUGGAUUUACUACGCGCUGCUCAAGAAGGAUGCCAUCCUUCUCAUCACCAUCAACACCUUUUGCGUCUUCAUACAGACAUUCUACACUUUUACUUACUUCUACUGCGCUCCAAAGAAGGAGAGGAUUGUGACUGUGAAGCUUAUCCUCCUUUUCAAUGUCUUCGGGUUUGGAGUAGUUUGCCUCUCCACUCUCUUCCUUGAAAAAGGAUUGCGUCUUCGCGUCCUCGGAUAUAUUUGUAUGGGAUUUGCCUUGAGUGUGUUUGCUGCUCCUCUUUGCAUUGUGAGGAAAGUUAUAAAGACAAAGAGUGUCGAGUUCAUGCCAAUUUACUUAUCACUUUUCCUCACAUUAGGCGCGGUCAUGUGGUUCUUCUAUGGCCUUUUAUUGAAGGACUUGAACAUCGCCAUUCCGAACGUCGUAGGAUUUCUUUUUGGAAUUCUUCAGAUGAUCCUUUAUGCCAUCUACAGGAAGAAACCCAAGCAGGUGGUUGAAGAGCCAAAGAUAGCAGAGCACAUCGUUGACAUGGUGAAACUAAGCACAAUGGUCGUCGGCUCGGAGCUGAGCACACUGGUGCCUCAGCCGACCACCAAUGACAACAAUGGUGGGAUUGUGGAAGCUCAGAAGGUGAAGAAGGAAGGAAGCAAUACUGAGGAAACCAACAAGCAGAAUAUGAAGGGCUCCAAUCAAGUUUAACAAACUGUAUUUGCAUGAACUGGGUGUUUCCUCCUCCAGGGUGUGUCUGUAGCUAGUGUGAUUUGCUUGGCAUGUACACAUCUAGCGGCCAUGCAAGCAAUGGAAUAAUACUGUGCCUUUGAUAAAUAUGUUAUUAUUCCAAAAGUCAUUGUCUAAGUCAAAAGCAAGGGUACCUUUUCCCUCUCUCUUCUAAAUCUGUAUAAUCGUACUAAUUAAUUUGCAAUUUAAUU
This is a messenger RNA of Rubroshorea leprosula, 1202 nucleotides long. The record is from the annotation of a GenBank genome assembly. NCBI's taxonomy places the organism in Eukaryota, Viridiplantae, Streptophyta, Magnoliopsida, Malvales, Dipterocarpaceae.